AUGCCAUCAAAACUCUUGCAUUUGUUCUCAAUGUUGACAUGCUUGGGAAAGGAGGGAAGAUAUGCUGAUAUUGAGUCAUCAUACUACAAGAAUCUGAGCAAAUUAUUAGAGGAUCUCAUUGCUUCUUGUGAUGGUACAUCUCAUCCUGUUCAUUGUUACUCUGCGGAUGACCUCAUCAGGGCAUCCAACAACUUCCAUCCUUCUCGCAUUGUACGAAGGGAUUCAAACUACACAAUGUUCAGGGGAUUUCUAAAUGACCGGUCGAUUAUCAUUGCCAAGUACUCCAUUGGGAGCUUGCCCCAUGACUCAUGGGGCAAUGAGGAUGAGUUCCCUGUACCCGCUCUGGUGCUUGAAAAAGCAGCAAAAGGAGUUCUCAAGGUCAAGGGUGAUGGAAGUUUAAGAGGGGAUGGAUCCUUAUUAUUACCAUGGAAAAUUAGACUGUGUAUUGCAAAGCAGCUUGCUAGUGCAGUUACAUAUCUCCAUACCGCCCUUCCCAGUCCCGUAGUUCAUGGGGAUCUAAAACCUGGUUGUAUUUUCUUGGACCACGACUAUGUUCCCAAACUCUCCAACUUCUCACUCUCCAUGAGGUCUGGCCACAUCUCAGAAAAAACUGAUGUGUAUAGUUUUGGUGUGCUUUUACUUGUGUUCUUGAUGGGACGAAGAGCUUGGUGGCUAAUUAUACGGCAGGAAGGAGGGUAUAGUUCAGUUAUUGAUUAUAUGAAGUCACAUGCUUACCAGCAUCAGACAAUUGUGGACCCUAAAAUCUUAGAAGAGGUUGGGGGAAAUAAGCAAGUAGAACAGCAGUUGCAUGAUUUCCUAGAACUGGCAUUGUCAUGCACUCAAGAUGAAAUUGAAGGAAGGCCUUAUAUGAGCAAUGUGGCGAGGGAACUCGUUCGAAUCGACGAUUCGCUUUGCUUUGUGUAUGCCUUUUGUAUGCUCAACCAAUUUCAACGGUUGGGGGAAGGAGGACAAACAGAAGAGACAACGACUGGGAAAAGGGUGAUGAUAUUUUUUAAGAAUAUGAAUGAUGAGUGGUUUAUUGAGAUGCAACUUGGUAUGGUAAAGAUGGCUUUCAGUUUUCCAACUUGGUUCUUCCCGUUGGUUUCACGUUUGAGCAAGAAGGAAAGUGAGAGAUCAUUCUUGGACAAUGGAAGCAUGUUAUUAGAGGAUCUCAUUGCUUCUUGUGAUGUUAAAUCUAAUCCUAUUCGUUGUUACUCUGCUGCUGAGCUCAUGAGGGCUACCAACAACUUCAAUCCUUCUUGCAUUAUUAUGGAAGACGUUUCACCAUGCUACCAAAUGUUCAGGGGUAUUCUAGACGACCGAACAAUUAUCAUUAAGAAGUACAUCACACAGGAAUACAUCAACAAGGAUGAAGCUAGGUCUUAUGCUAUUCCUGAUAUUAUCAUAUCAAUGCAGAUGAGCACCCAUAAGGAUGCUUUGAAAUUAUUAGGUUGCUGCUUAGAGUUUUCUCUCCCAGCCCUGGUGCAUGAAAAUGCAGCAAAGUAG
Molecule: messenger RNA, 1506 nt
Organism: Prunus armeniaca (apricot)
Lineage: Eukaryota; Viridiplantae; Streptophyta; Magnoliopsida; Rosales; Rosaceae
Source: the annotation of a GenBank genome assembly